Andrographis paniculata is the source of this 2744-nucleotide messenger RNA. RefSeq lists its product as uncharacterized. The record is from RefSeq and is a predicted model, not a curated record. Gene Ontology annotation, molecular function: serine-type endopeptidase activity. Gene Ontology annotation, biological process: proteolysis. The transcript has 11 exons. The coding region runs from base 65 to 2488 and encodes 807 amino acids. NCBI's taxonomy places the organism in Eukaryota, Viridiplantae, Streptophyta, Magnoliopsida, Lamiales, Acanthaceae.
CUGACCUCCUGGUGGUCCGAAAUCAAACCACCGGCAGCCAUUUCCGCCGUCGCCGUCGAUCUCCAUGGCGGCGCGGCUUCUUCUCCUCCGUACGACGGAGACAAACAGAACCUACCAAUCCAUACUCCACAACCUAAUCCCCAACCUACCAUCACCUCCGCUUUUCUCGACUCGCUGCAGAAAGAGCGAACACUUCUCCUCACCGCCGGCGCCGCAUCUCUUGUCGCCGCCGGCGAAGAAGGUGCUUUCCAAAGCAACCGCGCACGGCGUCGAUUGGCAAGAUCCUUACCGUUGGAUGUCAAACAUCAACGAUCCAGAUUUCACCAACUACCUCAACGACGAAAACUCAUACGCGGAAGCGUUUAUGCGAGACACGGAGGAAAUACAGAGGACUCUCUAUACAGAAAUGGUUUCCAGAUUGCCGGCGAGCAUUUCCACGCCGCCUCAACGCUGGGGAUCCUGGUUGUAUUACCAGAGCGUUCCCGAGGGGAAGGAGUAUCCUGUUCUGUGCAGGAAAUUAUCUGUGGAGAAGAAAGGUUGGGUAUACAGAGUGUUGGAUAGGUUCAGAGGAUUUGGAAAGGAACAGGUUAUGCUUGAUUUGAAUGAGAUUGCAGAAAAGCAUGGAUAUGUACAUGUAGGUACGUGCAAAGUAUCGCCCGACCACAAUUUUCUUGCAUAUACACUCGACACAACAGGAAGUGAACAGUUUAAGCUGCAGAUUAAGGAUCUUCGAAGUAACACUAUUCUCUCACGGCCGAGAGUUGAAGGUGUUGUUAGUUUAGCCUGGGCCGAGGAUAGCAAUACUUUAUUUUAUACUACAGUCGAUCAAAAUCAACGGCCAAACAGGGUGUUAUGCACCAAGGUCGGAUCAAAUUAUGAGGAUGAUUCUACAAUAUUUACCGAAAAUGAUUCUCGAUUUUGCCUAGACAUUACAAGUAUGAAGGACGGCAAGUUUGUGACGGUGAAUUCUAGUUCAAGGACUUCAUCUGAGGUUUAUAUUAUAGAUGCGACUAAUCCACAGUCGAGGCUGCAAAAGUUCUGCAAACGUGCUUCCGGAGUACAGUACUUUUUGGAACAUCAUGACAAUUUUUUCUAUGUCCUUACUAAUGCACCGAGAAGUACGCAUACAAAUUCCUCGAAUAAUGGUUACUACAUAGCCAUGUGUGGAGAUGAGGAUGCAAACUCAGAUAAACUAAAGAAUAUUAUUGCACCCGGUGAAGGUAUUUGCUUGGAAGAUAUGGACAUUUUUCGCGGACAUUUGGUCCUUUUCCUAAACAGGGCAGGCUUCCAUUCAAUAUGUUCUAUCAACAUUCCUACUAAUUUCGAAAAUGAGAAGGAAAUGUUAAUUGAUGAUUUGAAUCCUUGGUAUUUUCCUCUACCCUCAACUCUGUGCACGUUGACACCGGGAUCAAAUCACGACUUCAACAACACUGUAUUCCGUGCUGUACUUUCAUCACCCGUGACCCCUGAUCUCAUUGUCGACUAUGAUAUGUCAAGGGAAAGUUUCUGUGUGGUUCAGCAGGACGACGUGAGAAAUGUAUUGCAUAGUGAUACUAUAGAUUACAUUUCUACUUAUGACCACGACGCCAAGAAGCAGGUAGACACCUCAUACAAUGAGAAAGGUGUCUACGACAAUGGAGAUUGUAAGUUGAAGGAUUUCUCUGAGAAAUACGCCUUCGAAGUUAAGGAAGUGGUUUCACACGACGGUGUCAAUAUACCACUCACCAUUCUCUUCUCGCGAAGUGCAUAUCGAAAGGGACAGUCUCCUGCACUUCUUCAUGGAUACGGUGCUUAUGGUGAAAAUUUGGAUAAAAGCUGGUAUCCGGAUAGACUAAGCUUACUUGAUCGCGGUUGGAUGUUUGCUUUCUCAGAUGUAAGGGGCGGUGCUGGCCCCGAUCCUUCUUGGCAUGAAUCCGGUCGUGGAUUGAACAAGUUAAACUCCAUACAAGAUUUUAUAGCAUGUGGAGAAUAUCUCAUCAAUGAGGGCCUUAUCGACAAAAAUAAGUUGGCUGCUGUGGGUACGAGCGCCGGGUGUGUUCUUGUUGGAGCAGCCAUCAAUAUGCAGCCAGAAUUGUUUCGCGCUGUCAUUUUGAAGGCUCCUUUUCUUGAUGUUCUUAACACGCUAUUGGAUCCAAAUUUACCUCUUACAACUAUGGAUUACGAAGAGUUUGGGAAUCCUCAGGUGAAGUCCUACUUUGAGCACAUUCGUAAGUACUCGCCUUACGACAACAUUCUUCCGGGACUUUGCUGUCCUUCGAUGCUUGUUUCAGCGUCACUCAAUGAUUCACGGGUCGGUGUUUGGGAAGCUGCUAAAUGGGUUGCCAAGAUUCGAGAUAUAUCAUGUCCCGACUGUUCUUCUUCGGUCAUACUGAAGACAGAUAUGGCCGGGGGGCACUUCGGCGAAGGUGGCCGUUAUGCUCAUUGUUUAGAAACAGCUUAUGAAUAUGCUUUUCUGAUGAAAGCAAUUGAAACUAGGAAUAGGACCUAAGUAAUCAGUACUGAUCCUUCUGUUUUAGCAUUACUCAGAUAGGUUUAUCAACUAACAAGUAUACCGAUCAUUUUUCAAUGAUAUCUACGCUGCUCGGAUUCGAGCAAUCACCACAGUCGAUAGGUUUAUCAACUAACAAGUGUAUUGGACAUUUUUAAAUGAUGUCUAUGUUGCUCGGAUUCGAGCAAUCACUACUGCACACGAGGCAUAUUCACUUAAGCUAUUCUAAUUAAAAUGUUACGCCAUUCGUUUACUC